Messenger RNA from Meloidogyne enterolobii, 388 nucleotides. The record is from the annotation of a GenBank genome assembly. Lineage: Eukaryota; Metazoa; Nematoda; Chromadorea; Rhabditida; Meloidogynidae.
UUUUUUUAAUUCGGCAGAGUCAUAUCCAAAAUGAAAGAGAGUUAUUUCAAAACAAUUUAUUUACCCAAAUGGAGCAUUACAACUAUGGAGGAUUAGAAGAUGAAGAGUUUUUGGAAGCCCAAAACCAACUUCAUCAUUAUAAUGAUGGAUAUGUUUAUGGGGUGGAUGACCAAACAAAUAUUAAUUUAGAACAUCCAAUUAGCACAACUGAUGUUCAAUAUGCUUCUGAAGAUGGAAAUUUGAAAGAAGAAAAAGUGGGAGAGGGAGUGGAUGAAUUGACGACUGAAGAAAUGAGUGAGUUUGUUGUUUUGGAUAAGGGGAGGGGAAGGAGGUAAGGGAAGUGUUGGAGGGGAGGUCUUGAAGGUUGCUAUAUGAGACAGUAUUUCUC